AUGGCAAGGGUUACUCAGAACGCCCUGAACGCUCGCCUUAAGGGACGGCCCUUAACAAAGGCGACCUUGACCUCGGCCACCACUGGUGAUUUCACCAAAGCGCUACGCCGCCACCACCAAACUCAGGAACCACCCUACGGUUUAGUCAUCGCAUACAAUAGCUUUGUCAUGGCGCUGUCGGAAAGGUCCCGUGAAGCGGCAAGAAAGUGUCGGAACGGUACUUUCGCCGAAAGCACUUUGAGCUUCGCUGUAGUAAGUAAGUUCAGUUGCAAGGGGCGAGUGGAGGCUUCGCGGCGCCGGCAGGAGACGGCGGGCGGCGAGGCGCACUUUUAUAAGUGGACCGAGCCCCGCGCAGCACAUUCAGCCAAAGUCGCGGACUGCGGAUUGCGUGGUCUCCGUCGGGACAUAUUUUUAAGACAAAUCAUACACAAAAAUCUAAUCGCACUCGAACACAUCAACGAAAUUAACAAAUGUAUUUUCAUUUGU
This is a messenger RNA of Iphiclides podalirius (scarce swallowtail), 486 nucleotides long. The record is from the annotation of a GenBank genome assembly. NCBI's taxonomy places the organism in Eukaryota, Metazoa, Arthropoda, Insecta, Lepidoptera, Papilionidae.